Molecule: messenger RNA, 1239 nt
Organism: Contarinia nasturtii (swede midge)
Lineage: Eukaryota; Metazoa; Arthropoda; Insecta; Diptera; Cecidomyiidae
Gene: Rpn11
Product: 26S proteasome non-ATPase regulatory subunit 14
Exons: 4
Coding region: 171-1103 (310 amino acids)
Biological process (GO): protein deubiquitination; proteasome-mediated ubiquitin-dependent protein catabolic process
Cellular component (GO): proteasome regulatory particle, lid subcomplex
Molecular function (GO): proteasome binding; metallopeptidase activity; protein binding
Source: RefSeq, a predicted model, not a curated record
UUCUCGUUCUCGUCAAAUCGUAUAUUGUCAGCGUCAUUUUAGCCGAAGCACACAGUAUUCAUUCAAUUAUACUGCCUAUAAAUUGCUGCUUCAAAUAAAUCAGAAACGCAACGUUUUCUUUUCGAUUAUUCCGUUUUAAAGUGCAACAUUUAAGCUAAACAUUUGAAAUAAUGGAUCGUUUAUUGAGAUUAGGUGGAAAUGUUCCAGGUUUAUCGCAACCAACAUUGUCAGAUGCUCCAGUCGUCGAUACAGCCGAACAAGUAUACAUUUCAUCAUUGGCAUUGCUGAAAAUGUUGAAACACGGUCGUGCUGGAGUGCCAAUGGAGGUUAUGGGUCUCAUGCUUGGUGAGUUUGUGGACGAUUACACGGUGCAAGUGAUUGAUGUAUUUGCCAUGCCUCAAACUGGUACUGGUGUAUCAGUCGAAGCAGUUGAUCCCGUUUUCCAAGCAAAAAUGUUGGACAUGCUUAAACAAACGGGCCGACCCGAAAUGGUCGUUGGAUGGUAUCACUCACAUCCUGGCUUUGGAUGCUGGUUGUCCGGUGUUGAUAUAAAUACACAACAAUCAUUUGAAGCGUUGAGCGAACGAGCUGUUGCUGUUGUCGUUGAUCCCAUUCAAUCUGUGAAGGGAAAAGUUGUAAUUGAUGCUUUCCGCCUUAUCAAUCCAAAUAUGUUGGUGCUUGGCCAAGAGCCACGGCAAACCACUUCGAAUUUAGGUCAUUUACAAAAACCAUCCGUUCAAGCAUUGAUUCAUGGCCUGAAUCGGCACUAUUAUUCAAUCAGCAUUAACUACCGUAAAAAUGAAUUGGAACAAAAAAUGCUGUUGAAUUUACAUAAGAAAUCAUGGAUGGACGGUCUCACACUUGCUGAUUACAAUGAACAUUCGUGUGUCAACGAAAAUACUGUCGCUGAAAUGUUGGAAUUGGCCAAGAAUUAUAAUAAGGCUCUCGAAGAAGAAGAAAAAAUGACACCCGAACAAUUGGCCAUUAAGAAUGUGGGUAAACAAGAUCCAAAACGGCAUUUGGAAGAGAAGGUUGACGCUCUCAUGCAAAACAACAUUGUGCAGUGCUUGGGCGCUAUGCUCGAUACGGUCGUAUUCAAAUAAACAUCUCUCAAUGAAUUCAACCGGAGACGACAUAAAUAUUCAUAUGGUUUAAUCACCUUUUUUCUAUUAAUUUAACAAAAUGAAAAUAAAUGUUUGAUUUUGCGAUAAAAUAAACGGAAAGAUUUAUUCUCACAAA